This is a messenger RNA of Osmia bicornis bicornis, 2809 nucleotides long. It is a transcript of the gene Gnptab, whose product is annotated as N-acetylglucosamine-1-phosphotransferase subunits alpha/beta. Gene Ontology annotation, molecular function: calcium ion binding; UDP-N-acetylglucosamine-lysosomal-enzyme N-acetylglucosaminephosphotransferase activity. Lineage: Eukaryota; Metazoa; Arthropoda; Insecta; Hymenoptera; Megachilidae. The transcript has 7 exons. Bases 60 to 2291 code for a protein of 743 amino acids. Gene Ontology annotation, biological process: N-glycan processing to lysosome; carbohydrate phosphorylation. Gene Ontology annotation, cellular component: Golgi apparatus. The record is from RefSeq and is a predicted model, not a curated record.
UUCAACCGGACACGUAAACAGUAAACAGUGCUGUAUACAUUCGAGCAGUAAUCUUAGCGAUGUUAAUCGCAUGUAAAGUUUUCAUCAAUAUAAUGAGCACAUGUAAAUUAUUACAACGUCGAUGUUACGAUUUGCUUUCAUACAAAUAUUCGUUACUGGUCAUAUUAAUAGCAUUUACCUGUAUAUUCAUCGGUAUCAUACACUUCGGUGAGAUAUGGAUAACUUGGAGUAAAGGAAAAUACGAGGCUAUAUUUCAUUCUUUCAAUGAUAAUAUAUUAGGGAUUUCUUUUCAACAAAAAUUAUGUCAACAUGUCCCUAUAGAUGUUGUAUAUACAUGGGUGAAUGGUUCAGAUCCUGUGUUUUUAAAGAAUCUUAAGAAACAUGUUCCUAUUAUGGAUGUUAAUACAGCUCCUUCUAGAUUUAAUGAUAAGGAUGAAUUAAGAUAUUCGCUGCGUUCAUUGGAAAUGUAUGCACCAUGGGUUAGACAUGUGUAUAUUGUUACCAAUGGUCAAAUACCUAGUUGGUUAGAUAUGGAUAAUCCUAGACUUACUCUUGUUACUCAUGAAGACAUAUUUUUAAAUAAAAGUGAUCUUCCUACAUUUUCUAGUCCUGCUAUUGAAAAUCACAUUCAUAGAAUUCCUGGGAUAUCAGAUAAGUUUUUAUAUUUUAAUGAUGAUGUAAUGUUAGGAGCUGAAGUAUGGCCAGAAGAUUUCAUUACUCAAGUAGGUGGCCAAAAAGUAUACCUUGCAUGGUGGGUUCCUGAUUGUUCUGAUGUUUGUCCUUGGGCCUGGGUGGGUGAUGGAUCGUGUGAUCCAGCUUGUAAUACAACAUUAUGCGAAUUUGAUGGGGGAGAUUGUGAUAGCACAACAGUUCCUACUGACAGUGAAGCUCUUGAGGAAGAAGGAGACUACCCACAUAAGUUUCUACAAGAUAUUCAAGGAAAUACUAAUUAUGGAUUAAAAUUUCUGAACAUAUUAGGAAACAGAAGUAUACAUUCUGGAUGGAAUGAUACAGAAACGUUUACCCACCAAACAUUGACGGAAGCGAAGGGUUUAAAGCUCAAUGUAAAUAAAUCUUAUAGCUUUAGAAACAAUAAGGAUAUAAAUGGCAUUGAAAUAAAUUUCAAUGACCACUUGAAUGAAACUAUAUCCACUCAAAAAUCGUUAUUAUCGAAAGUGAUAAAUAAAAUUAAAUUUCCAAGUUCUAACAUCGACAAGCGUAUACAUAUGAGACAUAAUUUAUACGAUAAUGAUUUGAUUUUAACAGAAAUUAAUAGUACCGCAAGAACAAAUAAUAAACCUAAGUAUUCCGAUCACUGGAAACAUAAAAGACAACUCGAUACUUACGCUGAAUCUUUGCUCUAUGUAAAUAGAAUAUAUAACGUAGCAUACGGAUUUGAACGUAGAAAAGUACCGGCUCACAUGCCCCACUUAAUAGAUAAAUGGAUCGUCACCGAUAUGCAAAAGAAAUUCGAACAUGAAUUUAAGAAAACGUCUAGUCAUAAAGUUAGGAAUUCCGAAGACAUGCAAUUCGCUUUUUCGUAUUUCUAUUUCCUGACCAGUGAAAAACGAAGGAUUCCAAUUGAAGAAAUUUUUGAUAAAUUUGACACAGACAAAUCAGGGACUUGGUCGGAUAGGGAAAUCAGAACACUUUUGUCUAGGCUGUAUCCACUACCUCUUGAUUAUAGUUUAGUUGUAGAAUUUGAAAACACAAUAACAAAUUGUUCAAAUCAUUUAAGCAUUACAGAAAUAUCAAAUCCACCACCAGGAGAAAGAUAUUUAGAUUCAUCUCUUCCAAUUGUAUCCAAGGAAUUGAUAGCGAACUGCGAACCAAUAUCGAGAAAAAUUGAAGCCAGAUUUGGCGAAGGAAAGCUUUAUCCGCAUGAAAUCAUUAAAGCUGGCAAGAAUGAAAUAUUUGAAAUGUUGACCAGCAAUGUAUCUCUGACAGUACAACUGUUAGAUGAGAUACGUAGAGAUCCAAAAAAAUUCAUAUGUUUGAACGAUGACAUGGAUCCUCUUCGACGUUCUGAGAACGAAAUCGUUCGAGCGUUGUUAAAUGACUUUUAUCGCUCUCUUUACCCAUUGCGUAGCACUUUCGAAUUGCCUUUACAAUAUAGAAAUCUUUUCGCUCAUCGACGUGAACUUUUCGAGUGGAAGGCUAACAGGGCGAAAGCUAGAAAUUUAUUGUUGUGUCUUAUCGUUUUGCUGCUCGUUACUACUCUUUAUCACUUGUUUUACCAUCAGAUACGACGAUUGUUCAGAGUACGGGCAUUGCCCACUCUUCUCGUUUAAGUUCUCAAACCUGAAUAUAAAUGAUCUGCUGAAUGCAUCAGUAACUUCCGUGACAGGGAAAUUGUCUUCUAAAGGAUUUUAUAAAUACCGGUAUGUAUAUAAGAAAAUUUAUAUAUAGACGAUGUUUUUAGAAAUUUAUACCAUCUUAACAAAUGAUAUUGUUUGUUACAUAUUUUACAUAUGUAAACUCGUGAUUAUUUUUCGUAUAUUAUUUAUUGGAAUUGAACAAACUAUUAUAAUGAAAAUUAAGUAAAACGUUCCUGUGAUAUUAAUGAACUACUGAUUAUCUUUCGUUCUCUCGAGUAUAGAAUGUAGACAAAUUUUUCUACGAAAAGACUGUAUAAUAAGAAAUAUAGUAAGAUCUAUAAAUUGUCAAGUAAGUUGAACGAUGAAUCUUUGUUACAAUCUUCUUUCUCAGACAAUUUACAAUCCUUAAAGACUUAAGAUAUACCAAAUUUGUACUUAUUGAAAUGUUAAAUAUGAAUCAAUAAGAAAUAUACUGAAUUUUUUCAAUUUAA